Chrysoperla carnea is the source of this 313-nucleotide messenger RNA. It is a transcript of the gene sloth2, whose product is annotated as protein brawnin. The transcript has a single exon. Lineage: Eukaryota; Metazoa; Arthropoda; Insecta; Neuroptera; Chrysopidae. The record is from RefSeq and is a predicted model, not a curated record. Gene Ontology annotation, biological process: mitochondrial respiratory chain complex III assembly. The coding region runs from base 1 to 177 and encodes 58 amino acids. Gene Ontology annotation, cellular component: mitochondrion.
AUGCCUGCUGGAGUAUCUUGGCCUACGUAUUUAAAAUUUUUCGCCGCCGCUAUGUUAUCAAUGAUGGCCGGUUCACAAGUUGUCCAUAUGUAUUACAGACCUUUAGAUGACAUGAACGAAUUAAUUGAAGCAGAAAUUCGUAAAAAGAAACUGGCCGAAUCAGCAAUUAGUCCAUGAUCGUGAUAUUCUUUAAAUAUCUAUUGGGAUUCUAAUAUUUUUUUGUUAAUUUCAUUGUUAUAAUAUGAAUUUUGUUUAUAUUUAUGUUUUCUUUAGUAACAUAUUUAGAUCUCAAUGUAUUUUAUGGAAAUUGAAC